Benincasa hispida (wax gourd) is the source of this 1511-nucleotide messenger RNA. RefSeq names its product LOB domain-containing protein 25-like. The record is from RefSeq and is a predicted model, not a curated record. NCBI's taxonomy places the organism in Eukaryota, Viridiplantae, Streptophyta, Magnoliopsida, Cucurbitales, Cucurbitaceae.
AUCUCUCUCUCACAUGUAACAUUAUUUAGGGAUAUCCCAUAAAUAAAGUUUGUUCCUUUUUCUCUCUCUCUCUCUAUGGCUUCAACUUCAUUUUGCUUAAGGUUUUCAUACAAGAGAUGUUGAAACAACAGCUUACAGAAAGGAGAAAAAAUUAUUGGAAGAUGUCGUCUUCCACCUACUCCAAUUCUCCAUGUGCAGCCUGCAAAUUCCUACGUCGAAAAUGCCUACCAGAUUGCGUUUUCGCACCGUAUUUCCCGCCCGAAGAGCCCCAAAAGUUUGCCAAUGUCCACAAGAUCUUUGGCGCCAGUAAUGUCAGCAAACUGCUGAAUGAAGUCCAGCCGCAUCAGCGGGAGGACGCCGUGAACUCGCUCGCCUAUGAGGCCGAGGCGAGGAUGAAAGACCCUGUCUAUGGUUGCGUCGGCGCCAUCUCUAUACUCCAAAGGCAAGUCAUCAAGCUCCAGAAAGAGCUCGACGCUACUAACGCCGACCUCAUUCGCUAUGCCUGCAGCGAAAUCCCUGCCCCAUCUCCGUCCUCGUCAUCACAAUAUGCUCGAAAGUCGUCGUCUACGAGCCAUGAGGCAAGCUCAUCUACCUCUAGCUAUGGUCAUUACUAUUCUGGUCUCUACUUUUCUCCAUGGAGUAACAACAAUAAUGGCCCUUGUGGAGAUGGCCAUGACAAAGGAGAAUACAAGUAAAUAAUAUUUUUCCAUUGAAAUAUAUCAUAUCUUUAUAAUUUUAUCAUCACAAGAAGGAUAAUAUAUUCUCUCAUAUGUUAAUUAUAGGGGUGUGAAAAUUUAUGCAUUUUGAUUCAUAAAAAUAUAAUGAUAAUUACAAAUUAUACCCCAUAAAUUCGUCUAAUUUGUAAAUUAUAUCUCUAUGUUUCAAAAAAUAGUUUCAAACAUUCUUGUAAUUUGCAAAAUUUAAAAAUCAGAAAUACCCUUUUGUUGGAUAUUACAUAUCUGUGACAUAUAUAUAGAAUAAGUCUUUAUAUGUGUAUGAUCAAUUUUUGUUAAAGGUCACCAAUAAAAGGGGGGUAUGAUUUGCAAAUCAUAAGAAUCUUUGGAAUUAUUUUUAAAACUUAGAGAUAUGAGUUUUAAAAUAGACAAAAGUAUGAAGGUGUAAUUUGCAAUUAUCUUGAAAUAUAUAAAUAUAUGUGUGUUGUAUAUUUUUUAAGGUUUGUCCAUGCCCUUGUAGGGUUUCUCUAUCUUAAAUACCUCUUUGGAAUGAUGAGGGGAAUUUAAUGUAACUAUUUCAAUUAUUAGUGGUUUUUAUCUUGUCAACUUUUGUGUAUAAUAUUAUUAAUUACUUUUUUCUUCUUGAAUAUUCAGAACUUUAAAUUCUUAUUUUAUAUAAUUUUGAGGUUGGUUCUUUUUUUUCUUUUUUUUAAAAAAAAAUUGAAUAUAUGUUAAUAGAACAUUUUGUCCAAUUCUGGAACUUUUGAUUUUCUAGCAUUAUCUCAUAUUAAUUUUGGAGAUUUCAUUUAAUUCACAAUAUAUAUCUGAUACUCAAUG